Oncorhynchus nerka (sockeye salmon) is the source of this 622-nucleotide messenger RNA. RefSeq names its product ras-related protein Rab-12-like. Gene Ontology annotation, biological process: Golgi vesicle fusion to target membrane; regulation of exocytosis; protein secretion. Gene Ontology annotation, cellular component: synaptic vesicle; endosome; plasma membrane. Lineage: Eukaryota; Metazoa; Chordata; Actinopteri; Salmoniformes; Salmonidae. The transcript is spliced from 5 exons. The coding region runs from base 16 to 567 and encodes 183 amino acids. The record is from RefSeq and is a predicted model, not a curated record. Gene Ontology annotation, molecular function: GTPase activity; GTP binding.
GACAGGGGAAAGAGCAUGGAAAAACAUGACAAAAGACACAUUUGGCCCUGUUUUCUUCCUGUAGGAGUAGAUUUUAAGAUCAAGACGGUGGAGCUGAGAGGGAAGAAGAUCAGGUUGCAGAUCUGGGAUACAGCUGGUCAGGAGAGGUUCAACAGUAUAACCUCAGCCUACUACCGUGGGGCCAAAGGCAUAGUACUGGUCUAUGACAUCACCAAGCAGGAAACGUUUGACGACCUUCCCAAGUGGAUGAAGAUGAUCGACAAGUAUGCUUCAGAAGAGGCAGAGCUGCUGCUGGUGGGGAACAAGCUGGACUGUGAGACGGACCGCAUCGUCACUAAACAGACUGCGGAGAGGUUUACCUCCAGGAUAUCUGGGAUGCGUUUCUGCGAGGCUAGUGCCAAGGAUAACUUUAACGUGGAGGAGUGCUUUCUGAAACUAGUGGACGACAUUCUAGCAAAGAUGCCUCUAGAGAUUCCCAACAGGAAGCUCUCCAACAGCAUCCUGUCUCUGCAGCCUGAACCAGAAGUGCCUCCCGAGCUCAACCCGCCACGCAUGCACUGUUGCUGAGAUGACUCCCCUCUCAACUCUCCACCACAUCCCCUCGACCACACCCCCUCGACCA